Molecule: messenger RNA, 216 nt
Organism: Beauveria bassiana ARSEF 2860
Lineage: Eukaryota; Fungi; Ascomycota; Sordariomycetes; Hypocreales; Cordycipitaceae
Exons: 3
Coding region: 1-216 (71 amino acids)
Source: RefSeq, a predicted model, not a curated record
AUGCAGUUUAUGAAGCUUACUUCCGGCGCCAUCGCUGUCAUUUCAAUCCAAGCCGCCGUCCAACCUACGGCCCGCGAUCCCUACCACCAGGAACUCAGCAAGAAGAUUACGCGGAGACCCGGCGACGACUACACCGAGGCGACGUGGACCGAGCUCGCCAAAAAGUUGUGCUUUGACACAUCCAACUGCACCAGGUUGGACCUUGUGGUGCUUUGA